ACGUUUGUUUUCUUUUCUGAGUCUUUCAGGAGUUUUCGUCUGAAUAAGUUAAACUUUACUAAUUCUCUGCAAAGUUCUUGUUGAUUCUUGCAUAAUGACAUUCGAAGGAAAAGUUGUGAUCAUAACAGGUGCAUCUUCAGGAAUUGGAGCAGAAACAGCCCAAGAAUUUUCGAAACUGGGAGCAAAAGUAGUUUUGGUGGGAAGAAAUUUGGAAAAUCUUCAAAAAGUCGCCUCCGGAUGUGGUUCGUCUGAUAAAGUUUUGGUUGUUCAAGCUGAUGUAACAGUUCAGAACGAUGCAAAUAAAAUCAUUGAUGAAACAGUGAAAACAUUUUCGAAAAUUGAUGUUCUUGUCAACAAUGCCGGAAUUAUUGAAAUUGGAUCGAUAGAGAACACUUCGAUUGAACAGUAUGAUCGUGUUAUGAACACUAAUAUGCGUUCUAUUUACUAUCUUACAAUGCUGGCUGUUCCUUAUUUAAUAGAAACCAAAGGAAACAUUGUGAACGUUUCAAGUGUCAAUGGCAUUCGUUCCUUCCCAGGUGUUCUCGCUUAUAAUCUUUCUAAAGCGGCUUUAGAUCAAUUUACACGAUGUGUUGCUCUUGAAUUAGCUCCUAAGAAUGUUCGAGUAAAUUCUGUUAAUCCUGGUGUCAUUGUGACAAAUAUUCAUAAACGAGGUGGAAUGAGCGAGGAAGCUUAUGCUAAGUUCUUAGAACAUUCAAAAACAACUCAUGCUUUAGGUCGACCAGGAAAUGUUCAAGAAGUGUCUGGAACCAUUACAUUUCUUGCAAGUUCUACUGCCAGUUUCAUAACUGGAGCUUCUUUACCUGUUGAUGGUGGUCGUCACGCAAUGUGUCCACGAUAAUAAUUACGAACUUGUUUAUAAUGAAAAUGGCAAGAAAAUGGAAUAUGACAAUUCAUGGUUUAAAAGCAUUUUAUCAAAAUAAAAAUUUAUUUUAUCAAAUGUAAA
Molecule: messenger RNA, 964 nt
Organism: Clunio marinus
Lineage: Eukaryota; Metazoa; Arthropoda; Insecta; Diptera; Chironomidae
Source: the annotation of a GenBank genome assembly